Molecule: messenger RNA, 942 nt
Organism: Rhincodon typus (whale shark)
Lineage: Eukaryota; Metazoa; Chordata; Chondrichthyes; Orectolobiformes; Rhincodontidae
Product: gap junction alpha-10 protein-like
Exons: 1
Coding region: 1-942 (313 amino acids)
Biological process (GO): cell communication
Cellular component (GO): connexin complex
Source: RefSeq, a predicted model, not a curated record
AUGGGUGACUGGAAUCUGUUAGGAAGCGUUUUGGAAGAGGUACACGUUCACUCGACCAUUCUGGGGAAGAUCUGGCUGACGAUCCUGUUCAUUUUCAGGAUGUUGGUCCUUGGAGUGGCUGCUGAAGAUGUUUGGGAUGAUGAACAAGCUGAAUUCAUCUGCAACACAGAGCAACCAGGCUGCAGGAACGUUUGCUACGACAAGGCCUUCCCCAUUUCUCUCAUUAGGUACUGGGUCUUACAGAUCAUCUUCGUGUCCUCGCCGUCCUUGGUUUAUAUGGGGCACGCACUCUAUCGCCUGAGAGCACUGGAGAAAGAAAGACAGCGGAAGAAAGCCCACCUUCGAGCCGAACUGGAAGAGAUGGAGCCGGAGCUGGAAGAGCACAGAAGACUGGAAAAAGAACUGAGGAAGUUGGAAGAGCAGCGCAAAGUAAAUAAGGCACCUCUCCAAGGUUCACUUUUACGCACUUACGUCCUCCAGAUCCUGACCAGAUUGGUGAUGGAGAUUGGUUUUAUGGUGGGCCAGUAUCUCCUGUACGGAUUUGGACUUGAUCCCCUUUACAAGUGUGUCCGAUCACCCUGUCCUAAUACUGUGGAUUGCUUCGUUUCCAGGCCCACAGAAAAGACUAUUUUCAUUGUCUUCAUGCUCAGCAUAGCUGCCUUUUCCUUGCUUUUGAAUAUACUUGAAAUCGUUCACCUAGGAAUCAGAAAAAUCAAACAGGCGCUUUACCUAGAGUCAGACGUAAGCAUGUACGAAUCGAAGAAGAGCUCAGUUGUGCAGCAAGUUUGUAUUUUAGCCAACUCCUCGCCUGAUAAACCUGCCCCGAGGACCCUCAGUGCUUAUAAGCUGUUACCAGAACAGGAGGGACAUCUUGGAAACGUCCCUAUUUUCUUGACUCCGAUGUCUCUUAGCAUGAUUAAAGGUGAGGCCUGUAUUAUUUAG